Messenger RNA from Corythoichthys intestinalis (scribbled pipefish), 1734 nucleotides. Its product is annotated as POU domain, class 3, transcription factor 3-A-like. The coding region runs from base 289 to 1593 and encodes 434 amino acids. The transcript has a single exon. Gene Ontology annotation, cellular component: nucleus. NCBI's taxonomy places the organism in Eukaryota, Metazoa, Chordata, Actinopteri, Syngnathiformes, Syngnathidae. Gene Ontology annotation, biological process: brain development; regulation of transcription by RNA polymerase II. Gene Ontology annotation, molecular function: RNA polymerase II cis-regulatory region sequence-specific DNA binding; DNA-binding transcription factor activity, RNA polymerase II-specific. The record is from RefSeq and is a predicted model, not a curated record.
CGCAGCGGGGAGUUUUCGGGGUUAUUAUUUCAUCACGUUUGAAAAAUAAAACUAAGAAGGGGGGAGGCGCAGACUUUUACGCACGCUCAAAAAUCUCUCCGGACAGGCACGGAUCAAAUUGUAAACUGUCCUGUGGAAUAUACACGAUUAAGGAAACUUUUUAAAAAGCUGAUAACUGCGCUUUCUUCUGGUUUUCAAUCUAUUUUUUUUAAAUAUAGCUGUUUUGCCUCCAAGGACUGUUUUUGCUCUUUUGCGCAAUCUAGAAGAAGAAAAAAAAAGUCCAGAUUUAUGAUUUGGGGUAUGGCAACAGCCACGUCCAGCCCGUACCUUGCCAACAGCAGGAUUUUAACCGGCCCAGUCCACCAUUCCGACCGGAGAGGCGGGGGCAUGCAGCCUGCAAACGGUGCAGUCACCUCGGUGUCUUCCAGCGCGUUCAGAGGGGACCCCUCGGUCAAGAUGGUGCAGAGUGACUUCAUGCAAGGGGCCACCAUGGUGUCCAGCAACGGGGGGCACAUGCUAAGCCAUGCACAUCAGUGGGUCACCUCGCUGCCCCACGCAGCAGCCGCGGCGGCUGCAGCGGCGGCGGCUGCGGCCGCAGCAGCCGAAGUCGGGGCGGCUUGGCCGGCCAGCUCCCAGCCCCAGGAGACGAAGAGAGGCGGCGGGAGGGAGGACCUCCAUUCAGGCGCCGCUCUACACCAUCGCGGUUCCCAUUUAGGAAGCCAUCAAGCGCACCCUGGUGGCUGGGGGGGCUCCAUCAACAUUAGCGAGGGUCAGACUCCGCAACACCAGCACCAACAGCAGCAGAGCCUUGUUUACUCGCAACCCGCCGCCUUCACUGUCAACGGGAUGCUCAGCACCCAGAGCCUCAUGCACCCCGGUGCGCUCGUACGCGGGGACUCCCCAGAGUUGGACCACCCUCAUCACCACCACCACCACCCUCACCAUCACCAUCCUCAUCACCAGCACGCCCACCAUCACCACCAGCAUCACCACCACCAGCAUCAUCAUCAAGAAGCGCACUCGGAUGAGGACACGCCGACUUCUGAUGACUUGGAGCACUUCGCCAAGCAGUUCAAGCAGCGACGCAUCAAGCUGGGUUUCACGCAAGCCGACGUGGGUCUGGCCCUAGGCACACUGUACGGCAACGUAUUUUCGCAGACCACCAUCUGCCGAUUCGAGGCGCUGCAGCUAAGCUUCAAGAACAUGUGCAAGCUGAAACCGCUGCUAAAUAAGUGGCUGGAGGAAGCCGACUCCAGCACCGGGAGCCCGGCCAGCAUCGACAAGAUCGCCACGCAGGGGCGCAAAAGGAAGAAGCGCACGUCCAUAGAGGUAAGCGUCAAAGGCGCGCUGGAGAGCCACUUUCUCAAGUGCCCCAAGCCGUCUGCGCAGGAGAUCAACGGGCUGGCGGACACUCUGCAGCUGGAAAAGGAGGUGGUGCGCGUCUGGUUCUGCAAUCGCAGGCAGAAGGAGAAACGCAUGACGCCGCCCGGGCUCCCACGAAGCCCGGACAACGCGUACUCGCAGGUGGGCAGCAUGGGUGCAGACACGCCGCCACCCUCCAUAGACUGCAAGAGGAUGUACAGCGACACGUGAACGUGACACCAAACCAAGCGGACUUGUUUUUUUUCUUCGUUUUGUCUAACAUUAGACGAUUAAUAAUCAACUUUUGUUACAAUUCCCUGCGUAUCCUGUGUUCCACUCUUUGGCCUGUGUGUGUAUGAGUAAGUGCAUGUG